Molecule: messenger RNA, 2789 nt
Organism: Limulus polyphemus (Atlantic horseshoe crab)
Lineage: Eukaryota; Metazoa; Arthropoda; Merostomata; Xiphosura; Limulidae
Product: endothelin-converting enzyme homolog
Exons: 6
Coding region: 101-700 (199 amino acids)
Biological process (GO): protein processing
Cellular component (GO): plasma membrane
Molecular function (GO): metalloendopeptidase activity
Source: RefSeq, a predicted model, not a curated record
UUCUAAAAUAGUAAACGUAGCCAAUAAUCAAACUAUAAUGGAAGCAGAUAAUUAUUAGGCUAGGGAUCUGUUGAUCAGAAAAUUUCUAUAUUUUAAUUAUAUGGUGAUUACACUGAAAGGACAAAAAAGUUUAUUUUUAGGUGAAUCUUUAAAAUGGUGCUCAUUCUUUACAAACAGAGCCUGGAGAUACGGUGCCUUAGGGACGGAGUUGGCUAUGCAAAUGUUGCGUGCUUUUGACAGAAAAGGCAUCCAUUACAAAACAAACGGACAGUUAGGAAGUUGGAUGACUAACUCUUCUUUGAAAACCUACCAGGAUAAAAUCAUCUGCUUAGAAGACCAUAUCUCCACAAUGUCUUAUGAGAAUGUUAAGGUUAACUCGGAGUGGUUGGGUGGAGAAGCUAUGACUGAUAUUGGUGGUGUGAAACUGGCUUACCAGGCAUACAGAAGACAAGUUACAGAUAGUACUCUGCUCAUCCCAGGUGUUGGUGGCAGUGACAAUCUGUUUUUUAUAUCAUAUGCUCAAUCAAUGUGUGAACUUAUGAAGGAGAAAAAGGUUGAGAAUUUGAAGAACGUUUUACAUAAUGCCCCCAACAAGAUCAGGGUAAUGAGUACACUGCAGCAGCUGCCUGAAUUCUCUGAAACUUUUGGGUGUGAUGCUGGUUCAGAGAUGAAUCUACGUAAUACCUGCCCGGUGUGGUGAUCUGACAAAUUAGAGUUUUUGUAGUGUUCCAAAGAACGGUUUUCUGCUCUUUUACUAUAUCUUCUGUUAUGUGCCAAUAAGAAAACUGUUUACAGUAUUGCUUAUAUUUUAUACUUAUGAAGCAAGUUAUUUAUCAGAAGAAGUGAAAAAGAGAAAACAGUUUCCAGACUUGUUAUUAUCUUGGAACCGUAAUCUUUAAUUCUUCAAUGAAAAUCAACAUAUACUUUUAACCAAGAUUGUUUAAAAAGUAGCUUCCACUGUGGAAGUUAUUGAUUUUAAAGUAUUAUACAUGUUCUUUGUGCUAUCACUUUGGAUGUUUCAGUUUUGAAAGUGUAGUAGGACCCUAGGUUGGAGUAUAACCACUACAUACCUGUAUUCACAGUUUUAAAUCAUGUGUUAAUAAAUCUACAUAUCCUUCAUGGGUGGCUAUGCGUAAGGUUAUCUGAUGUUCAUUUAUAAGACUUUAUAUCCUUUUUUUUUUUCAACUGUAACUUGAUGUAGGUCAACUACUAAACAGCUGCUGUUGGUAUUCCAUGUAGGGAUAACUUCAGAAUUAUUUGGAAUAGCUUGUAUGUGAGUUUUUAUAUUUUCUUGGUGAUAUUUUUAUUACAAGUGAGGAAUGACAUCAGGGAUUAUUCAAGUCUUUAGAAAAACGUUAAGAAGAAAUUGGUUAAAAUCUUGCUUGACUGUAGAUGUUUCGUAUUUCACAUUAUUGAUUAGUUGUUAAUAGAUCUUUCACAAAAGGUGUUUAAAAAUACCACUUCAAACCAGUCUUUUGUGUGGAACAAAUCAUUACUAAGCAGCCCUUUUGUUGCAUACCAGGACUAAUCAGGUGAAUGGAAGGCGUGGUUUGUUGUAAGCUUGUGGGAAUGUCAAAUUCUGGUUUUACCUUCCUUCCUUUGAGGUAUAUGCAUAUAUAUAUAGGACUAAGGAAAAGGAAUGUGAAGCAAAACAUAUUUGCAGCUAAGCCUGCUCUUAAACAUUGUUGUUAGGCCUUAAAAGCCUCAUUGUUUUUCUACAGUGUAGAUAUUUUACACUUGUGUAUUAUUAAGUAAAAACAGAAAGCAACUGUCCUGAUAGUUCAAAGUAAAUUGUAUACAGCGUUGUAUUAUUCAGAAGCAUAUGGUACAUGGAUUUUAAAUCGGUCAUUAUUCAGUGUUGGUGACUUUCAACUAUUUUGUUUGUUUUUGGAGUAAUUAUUAAACCUUAUUUCUGGCUUGAAAAAUUCGUGGAACAUAAUGAAAAUUUCAUUUGAUCCUGUUUGGUAUAUCAAGCUGUUACACUUUUACUACUUGCAAAGUAUUCUUUUCUCAUUAAAGAACCAGGUUAGUUGUUUCAGUUUGGGAUUUCUUGCUCAACCUUGGGAUAAUGCGCUCAAAAUUGGAACAAAGUAAUUUUGUACUGAAAUUGUCUUGGAACUUAUUUUUGUAUUUUCUUAUAAUAUAUAUAUAUAUUUUUGGUAAGAAAAAAUCUUACAAAAGCUCAAAGUGAAAGAAAGUUUUAUAUACUUUUAACUAUCCAGUAGCUAGCUGUUUGUUCCUAAUAUUGUGUGAAAAAAAAAAUUAUUUACAGUUGUUUUCUCGUUUGUCUUCGUUCCACAGACAAGGUCAACUUUGCUAAUAUUUUAAGUAGGAACGAGUAUAGUUUUGUCCAGCAGAAUUUUGUGUUGGUUUUAUACUAAAUUGUUUUGAUGUUUAUACCUUUAGUAGUGAUUUUUCAUAUCAGAAUUCACCGAAGUACUUUGAUAUAUAAAUUUUUAUAAACUUGCUGAAUACCGUCGGGUUGGGGUAGUUUUUUUUUUAACUUUUAUGUAUUUUAUAAUUUGUGUGUGUGUAUCAUUGCUAAUUAAAUCAUUGGUGUAUCUCAAGUUCACGGUGUAUUAAGGGAUCUCCGUUUAUAUAUGAUUUUUCUAAUUUUUCCAAAGCCUAGAUUAAUUGACCUGUUGUGAUUUGUGUGCUUUUUUGUAGUGAUGAUUUAAUUUUUUUUUUGUAAAAACUGCAAGAAAAAAAAUGAAUUUAAGCAUUUAAAUGCAAAAACGUUAUAUAUGUUACAUGUGGAAUGGAUUUUAAUAAAGACUUUAAAAAACUUG